AUGAACAGAUAAAGUAAUAUAAAAUCAGAAUAUGACCAACUGACAAAACAUGUAAUUAUUUAAACCAAAAUUUAAUAGCCAACAUCUCUUGAUAAAUCAAAAGAAAGAAAUCAUACUCCGAAAGUUAAAUGUUGUUCGAACAAAUAUUUAUUGAAUUCCUCGACAAAAUAAAACCUCAAUAGAUCAUACAAUAGCAGUUAAAAAGUCCAAUCUAAACUCUAGUCUAAGGCAACCUCUGAUAUCAAAUAGAAAUUAUUAGAUGAAAGUAUAUUCUAUUAUCAUCUCUUAAUAAUAGUUCUUAGAGGAUCUCAUUCAUAAUUCUCGUAAAGUUACCUAACCAGUAUUAUUUAAGACAAAGUUGUUAAUAAGCCCUAAAAAUAUUAUACAAAUGAUGAUACAUCAAGUUUUACAUUACCGGAAAAAGAAUUUAAUAUUAAAGCACCUUUUCUCUAAAUAGACAUCUUUACUGCUGAAGAGUGUAAAAAAUAAUAAGACUCAAUCACAAUCACUAAAUUUUAGGAACUAUUAGAAAAACUUGAAAUAAAGGAAGCAGAUUUAAAAGUCAAUGUUUUUUCCAAUCUCAAAACUUUAUUCUUAAUAUUGGCAAAGUAGAUUUAAUAGAAACUAGCCUUCUAAAAGAAUGAAAUUACUAAAUUGUAAAAUUUUAACACUUAAUUACAAUAAUAACAAAAAAUCCUAUAAGAUAGUAUUUAAGAAUAAAAAUAAAUUACAAUUAAGACUGAAGAAACACUUAAUUCUCUGCUUUUUACACUUCGAUAUACAAAUUUAAAUAAUCAUUAAAUUUUUGAAUAACAUAAUGACUAAGUUGAAACUUAAAAACAUUAAUCAGAAAACAAGAACUUUUAAGAAAACAUUUCAAUAAUGUCUGAAGAUUCAGCUCCAUUUGGAAAGUUUUAUAAUUACUAUAUUAAAAAAGAGCCAGAUCUUUAAAAUAAAAGGGCAUUAGGUUUGACAUUAAAUUUAAAUUCCCUAAAAAAUCCACUAACUGCUCCUAUAGGAUAUUAAGAAGAAUUUAUGGCUAAUUUAAAUGAAUUUAGUGAAAGUUGGAGAUAAUAGGCUAUUAAAGAAUAGAGAUUUUGA
Messenger RNA from Paramecium sonneborni, 1101 nucleotides. NCBI's taxonomy places the organism in Eukaryota, Ciliophora, Oligohymenophorea, Peniculida, Parameciidae. The record is from the annotation of a GenBank genome assembly.